AUGCUUCCUAUGAGCUGCAUUCUUUUAAUGUGCCUCUUGAGUUCUUUCUCACCCCCAAUCCAAGCUUUAUUUAACCUCACCUUGCCCCACCAACAUUCUUACCCUGAAGCUGUGGUUCAAGAAGUUCAACGGAAAAUCAAUGUGUCACUCUCGAGAAGACAACUCCUCUCAAAGGACCAAGCUUCGUGUCUAACGGGCAACCCGGUUGACGAUUGCUGGCGGUGCGACCCGAACUGGGCCGUGAACCGCCAGAAGCUGGCGGAUUGCGGCAUCGGGUUCGGGCGCAACGCCAUGGGCGGAAAGGGCGGUCAGAUCUACAUCGUCACCGACUCCUCCGACAACGAUCCGGUGAACCCCGUCCCCGGCACCCUCCGUCACGCCGUAAUCCAAGACGUUCCCCUGUGGAUCGUGUUCGCCGCCGACAUGACCAUAACCCUAAGACACGAGCUGAUUUUCAACAGUUUCAAAACCGUCGACGGCCGCGGCGUCAAUGUUCAGGUCACCGGCCACGGUUGCAUAACGCUCCAGUAUGUGUCGAAUGUCAUCAUCCACAACAUCCACGUGCACCAUUGCAAGCCCUCGGGUAACACUAAUAUAAGGGCGAGUCCAACGCAUGUAGGGUGGAGGGGCAUAUCGGACGGUGACGGGAUAUCAAUCUUCAGCGCCCGGAACAUCUGGAUCGACCAUUGCUCGCUGUCUUACUGCACGGACGGCUUGAUCGAUGCCAUAAUGGGGUCCACUGGGAUAACAAUAUCUAACAACCAUUUCGCACACCACGAUGAGGUGAUGCUGUUGGGCCACAACGAUAACUACUUGCCCGAUAAGGGUAUGCAGGUUACGAUUGCCUUCAAUCACUUCGGUGAAGGGCUGGUGCAGCGUAUGCCGCGGUGCAGACACGGUUAUAUACACGUCGUUAACAACGAUUUCACUCAGUGGGAGAUGUAUGCUAUCGGCGGCAGCGCUAGCCCCACCAUUAACAGCCAGGGUAACCGUUACACUGCUCCCUCCGAUCCUAAUUCCAAAGAGGUGACGAAGCGCGUGGAUACGGAGGAGAAUGAGUGGAGUGAUUGGAAUUGGAGGACGGAGGGGGAUAUAAUGGUAAAUGGAGCAUUCUUCGUGCCUUCUGGUGCAGGGCUCGCUGCUCAGUAUGCACAGGCCUCAAGUGUGCAACCCAAAUCCGCCGAGCAAAUUGACCUGCUCACCAUGUACUCCGGAGUCUUCGGCGAUCCCAGGGAUAAUGGGGAUUUAUAUCCCGGUUUCAACGGAGGUGGGACCGUGACCGGAGCCUCCAGCAAGGGCCACAAUGAGGGGUCCAGCGGCGACGAUGGGGACUUCUUCGGGAUGAUAUUCAGAGGUGGUAGCAGCCAAGCAGCACCACCAUUACCCUCCUCAUCCAUUGUAUUUGUUUCAGCUUUUUUGUCUCUUUUAAUUAUUUUCAUUUUGGACACUAUCACCAACCAUGCUUUUCUAUUAUCAUUAUUAUGAUCAUACAAUUGGAAGUGGGAAAGGAAAUUCCUUUGAUACAGAGAAAAAUUAUCAAAAGGAAAAGAAAAGAUUAAAGUUUCUAUAAUUUGUUUUUAAAUUUAGAAAUU
Gastrolobium bilobum is the source of this 1592-nucleotide messenger RNA. RefSeq names its product probable pectate lyase 18. Bases 1 to 1485 code for a protein of 494 amino acids. The transcript is spliced from 4 exons. Gene Ontology annotation, molecular function: pectate lyase activity. The record is from RefSeq and is a predicted model, not a curated record. NCBI's taxonomy places the organism in Eukaryota, Viridiplantae, Streptophyta, Magnoliopsida, Fabales, Fabaceae.